AACCAUCGCCUAUAUAUACUCUUACACACUUUAUUUGUGAAUCCUAAAUUAACUCAGAAACAAAAAGACUCAUUAAAAUAUUCUCUCUUUCACUUAGAGAGAAAAAAAGAAAGGUGAAAGAGGGGGUGCUUUUGCUUUUCUUUUGGAAUCUCGAGGUUCGGGAUUGAAGAGGCAGCGUAGCGAAAAUGGGAGCUGGUGGUCGUAGUAUGUCUGCUCCAACUGGAAAGACCGAAGAAAAGAAGGAUCCUCUUCAAAAGGUACCAACCUCAAAGCCCCCUUUCUCGGUUGGUGAUAUCAAGAAGGCCAUCCCACCUCACUGCUUUCAGAGGUCUCUCGUUCACUCGUUCUCGUAUGUCGUGUACGACCUCAUACUCGUCUCCAUCAUGUACUAUGUCGCCACCACUUAUUUCCACCUCCUUCCAUCCCCAUUUUGCUACCUUGCAUGGCCUAUUUACUGGAUCUGCCAGGGUUGUGUUUGCACCGGAAUUUGGGUUAUCGCUCAUGAAUGUGGCCACCAUGCCUUUAGUGAUUACCAAUGGGUUGACGACACUGUCGGGCUUAUCCUUCAUUCCGUUCUGAUGGUGCCAUACUUCUCUUGGAAAUAUAGUCAUCGUCGCCACCACUCCAACACCGGGUCCCUCGAGCGUGAUGAGGUUUUCGUGCCUAAGCCUAAAUCCCAACUCGGAUGGUAUUCCAAGUACUUGAACAAUCCACUGGGCAGGGUUAUCUCACUUACCGUCACCCUCACUCUUGGUUGGCCGUUGUACUUGGCCUUCAAUGUAUCCGGCAGACCUUAUGACCGAUUUGCAUGUCACUAUGACCCUUAUGGCCCAAUCUACAACAACCGCGAGAGGCUACAAAUCUUCCUUUCUGACGCUGGAGUUCUUGGAGCUUGUUUCUUGCUAUACCGUAUUGCCUUGAUCAAAGGUCUCGCUUGGCUAGUGUGUGUCUAUGGCGUACCCCUCUUGAUCGUGAACGGGUUCCUUGUCUUGAUCACCUAUUUGCAACACACUCACCCGUCAUUGCCUCACUACGAUUCAACCGAGUGGGAUUGGCUAAGGGGAGCAUUGGCAACCGUCGACAGAGACUAUGGCAUUCUAAACAAGGUCUUCCACCACAUCACUGACGCUCACGUGGUCCACCAUUUGUUCUCAACCAUGCCACACUACAACGCGAUGGAGGCAACAAAAGCGGUCAAGCCAUUGCUUGGAGACUACUACCAAUUCGAUGGAACCCCGGUCGUCAAGGCAAUGUGGAGGGAAGCAAAAGAGUGCCUCUAUGUCGAGAAAGACGAAGCGUCUCAAGGCAAAGGCAUUUUCUGGUACAAAAACAAGCUCUGAACUCUGAGAAAAGAACUCUGCUUGCUUUGAAUGGGUCUUUUGGUAAUGUUUGGUCUAAGUAAGUAUUUUGGACUAUAUUUAAUUUAGCUAGUGCUUUCUGUUCUUGUUAGUAAGGGAGGUUUAUGUUUGAUGGAGCUGAGGAAAAUAAGGAAAAAAAUAAGAAAAAUAGCAGAAGAACAAAGUGCAUCCUCCACCUCCCUUUAGUAUGUAACCUUUAUGUAAUGAACUGCCAGUUUUAAACUA
Molecule: messenger RNA, 1583 nt
Organism: Lycium barbarum (goji berry)
Lineage: Eukaryota; Viridiplantae; Streptophyta; Magnoliopsida; Solanales; Solanaceae
Product: delta(12)-acyl-lipid-desaturase-like
Exons: 2
Coding region: 186-1340 (384 amino acids)
Biological process (GO): lipid metabolic process
Molecular function (GO): oxidoreductase activity, acting on paired donors, with oxidation of a pair of donors resulting in the reduction of molecular oxygen to two molecules of water
Source: RefSeq, a predicted model, not a curated record